Naegleria gruberi is the source of this 753-nucleotide messenger RNA. RefSeq lists its product as uncharacterized. The record is from RefSeq and is a predicted model, not a curated record. Lineage: Eukaryota; Heterolobosea; Eutetramitea; Acrasida; Naegleriidae. Bases 1 to 753 code for a protein of 250 amino acids. The transcript has a single exon.
AUGGCUAAAUUAAAGUGGGUAUUGUUGCUUACAUUGUUUCUGUAUUGUGUUUGUUGUUGUGUUGUGAAUGGUCAUUCAUUUGUCAGUAAAACAUUUGAUCAAUUGGAUUCGACACUAUCUCUUGUUUAUGUUAAUGAUUACUUGACAGCUGUUGUGUGGAAAAAUGUGUCAGAAAAUUACAAUUUAACUUCAUCAAAAGAUGUAACAACAUUAAUGAAACAACACAAUUUACUCGAUAUUGCAUUUAUUCCAGCAUCACUAAAAAUGUCAACACUUUGGACGAAACUUAAUUCAGACUUUAAUCAAAAAAGAAUUGUUAAUUUUUAUGGUUUCGUAAAGGGAUAUGGGCAGAGAUUUCACAUUUUAGAAGAUUUUGAUAUGAUCAUUACAUCGAGGAAUUUGUUUUUGGAAAUGUUUAGAAAUUAUCAUAGAGGAAGUGGAAAGAGAACACCUGUUGGUCAUUUAUACGAAACUUCUGACUUUAACUUUAUUGAUCUUUAUCCAUAUUCUGUUUAUCAAGUGGAUGAAAAUGCAACUGGAUUGAAUUUAAGUAUUUCAGUUAGUCAACCAUCUUGUGUGAAUUCAUCAUCACUUUUAACAUCUUUCGAUUAUGAACCACCUUUAUUCAAUUCAUUUCGAAUAAUGAAAUAUGGAGGAGAAAUGGUUAGUGAUUAUGAUUUGGAAUGUUUGAAAAGCUGUGGGAAUAAUUUCAAAAUUUUAUCCAAAGUAGGUUUUCUUAAAUAUUGUUUCUAA